Molecule: messenger RNA, 2517 nt
Organism: Engraulis encrasicolus (European anchovy)
Lineage: Eukaryota; Metazoa; Chordata; Actinopteri; Clupeiformes; Engraulidae
Gene: ddit3
Product: DNA-damage-inducible transcript 3
Exons: 4
Coding region: 233-1312 (359 amino acids)
Biological process (GO): positive regulation of intrinsic apoptotic signaling pathway; ER overload response; intrinsic apoptotic signaling pathway in response to endoplasmic reticulum stress
Cellular component (GO): CHOP-C/EBP complex; CHOP-ATF4 complex; CHOP-ATF3 complex
Molecular function (GO): RNA polymerase II cis-regulatory region sequence-specific DNA binding; transcription factor binding; protein heterodimerization activity
Source: RefSeq, a predicted model, not a curated record
AGUGGCUUAUACUGAACAAUGGUUAACAUGUGCUGUCACCAAUCUCAACUAAAAUAUAUUCACACCCCUAAUCCAAGACAGUCGAGGAAACGGCAUAAUAAAAGAAAAAGGAAUUGUUGGGAUACACUAUCUCCGACAACACAUCGCCAGACUUGAUUAAAGGAAACAUUUGAAAGGUCCAGUGUGUACCGCCGUGUGGAAGAGUAUCUGUGCGUUGCGACUGAGUGCUGAGAUGACUGCGGAGUGGCUGCACCUGCCCCCACCAUACCCCCCCGGAGUGGGGCCCUUGUGUGGUGCAGAGUUGGAGGCGUGGUAUGAAGACCUGCAGGAUAUCCUUGGCUCUGACGCAGGUGGGGCCAAACAUGCUCGACCCCCACCUUGCUCUGAGAAGGAGCCUGAGUUUCUGGACGUGCUGGAGAGCUGUUCGCUGACGUGGCUUACGGACGGGCAGACGUGGGGCGAGGGCGUGCAGCGGGUGAUGGAGGAGUCCUCUCCUCCGAUGCCCGCCCAGGCCCCUGUGCCCUGCCUCAGCCCCCCGCCGCCACAGCAGGAUGAGGACAGGAGAGGGUCGGGAGAGGGGCAGGGCCAGGGAUCUGGUUCCGGCACCGGGUCGGGCUCGGGCUCGGGCUCGGGCGGCAGUGGUGGAGGUAGCGGAGACCUGCUGCCGCCCGAGUUCUUCGAGCUGCUGAGCGAAGGCGGGGUGGGCCUGGUGGAGACGGCGGGCACGGUGAUGGUGAGUGGAGUGGGCAUGGGCGUUGGCAUGGGCUACCACCACCAACACACCCACACUCACCACCACCAGCACCAGCAGCAGCAGCAACAACAGCUGCCGCCUCGCCGCCAGUCCGCCUCGCCAGCCCGCAGUGAGGAGGAGCCACCCACCGUGCCUUGCUCCCCUUCCUACUGCUCCUCUUCCUCCUCGUCCUCCUCCUCCUCAUCUUCCUCAUGUGCCUCCCAGUCCCCGGCCCGCCUCGGCCAGUCUCCUCCUUCCUCCCCGCCGUCACCCCCCGCGCCCCCACCUCCGCCCGUCUCCUGUGCCACGGCAGCUCUCCUCACCUCCUCAUCCUCUUCCUCCUCCUCGUCCUCCUCAACGACGCGGCCGGGUAAACGCAAGCGUCCGGCGUCGCCGGGAUCGUCCUGCUCCUCGUCCGCCAAGAAGAGCCGUCGCGAGCGCGAGCAAGAGAACGAGCGCAGGGUCCAGGAGCUGACCGACCAGAACGAGAGGCUCAAGGCGGAGAUCGAGAGGCUCGGAGAGGAGGUCCAGCGCACACGCCGCGCCCUUAUAGAGAGGCUCGUCAACACCCGAAAGUGAGGGACAGGGGCACAGGGACCAGGAGAGAAUGUAGGAAUGAGAGAAACAGAGAGAGAGAGAGAGAGACUGAAAGAGAGAGAGUGAAGAAAGCGUGAAGAAAGAGUGUAAUGCGGUUUUAUAGCUUGGAAAGUGUUGGGUUCAGGAGAAGUCGUGACCUCAACAGUGAAGGUUGAUCAGGUGACAGUGCUAUGCAUAUUUCAGAGAGCAGAAAGAAAGGUAUCCAAGAUAUGUUGGAAAAGGAGGAAUAGAAGUGCUAACGAUUCAAAAGCGCCUCCUUUAGCAUGUACGUGAAAGAGUAGGGUUGAUGAGAAAGUAAAGCCGGGUUGAAGCCAAGGAAGAUGCACCCCCAUUCCAAGUUCAUUAGCUGGGCAAGAAUAUCCCGAAUAGCCCGCUGUCUUAAAGUGUUCCUUUACGAUUUUGCGUUAAGUGUUCCUGAUUCUCCUCAGUAGCAUAACGGAGCAUAAGAGAUUAAAUACGUGGGGUGGUGUGUGGAGAGGUGGUGAGAAGACAUUGCAUUGUAGUUCUACAGGCAGGUCAUACGAUCGUUCGAACGUAAGGUUUUAUCUUAUCGUAGUUAACGUCGUAGCCCACCGAACACAACGAAGUGAAAGUAGCGAGUGUCCAAAGAGUUAACGAGUUUUAUCGAACGAGAGUGUGCGUUUCAUUGUUACCGUUCUUCCGGAACUGUCCACUUUCAACGUUUUAGUUUGAUAUUAAGGGCUAAAUUUGUAAUAUACCUACUUCACACAGAGAUUAGGAGCUCAGGAAAGGUAUCCCAAGUGUAUGUAUGUGUGCGAUUGUAUGGUGGGGGACUUUUUUAAAGCGCUUUUGAUUGUAUAGCUUAAGCUUUUUUUAGUGAUCUUCUACAGAAACAUGCAGUAGGGAACCUGUGCAGGUUGUAGUCUACACACACCCUUUUUUCUGUAUGGGUCAGGUCAAGGCAGCAAUCUUUGCAAUAUACGGUUUUACCCUGAUCUAUUAGCUAUUUUUGUAUUGCCUACUUGUCAUUAUCCCAAAUAUCCACGCCUCAAAUGUAUAUUAUCCAUACACGUUUUUCAUAGAAACUGUAAGUUGUAGCUGAAAGCUCGCAUGCAUAUUUGCUGAAACUAUAAUUAAGACCUGUUAGUCGCAUUGUAUUUGUUUUUAAUUCACACGGUUGUAUGCUGUAACCCUCAUUUAUUCAUUAAAAAAAAAGAAUCAAGAAA